CACGAUGCUGCGGCGAUAUCAUGGCGGCUGGCUCGUGCUGCUCGCAAUGGCCUACGCCCGCGCCACGGACGUCUACCAAGAAAACAUCUAUGGCGUCUCGUCUGGCAUAUCCUACUACAUGCGCCUCACGAUCGGCCAGCCAACGUACUGGAAUGCAGCACCCAGGGCGUCGGCCAAUAACACAUUCAAGUUGCUCAUCGACACGGGCUCGUCCAAUUUGGCGGUGGCGUCAGCGAGCUGCUGCAAUGGUCUCAACCUGCACCUCUUCAACUGCGCUGCUUCAAGCACCUGCCAGGCGUAUGCAAAGAGUGACGCCGUAGCCGUCAGCUACGUCGUCGGCUCCUGGAGAGGCAAUUUGGUCCAAGACACGAUCUCGUCGAGCAAUAUUUCGGCGCUGGCCAAUAUUCCGUUCACUGCGAUCUCGUCGCAAAACAACUUUUUUGACGGCGCCUUUGACGGUAUCUUGGGCUUGGCCUUUAGCUCGAUCGCCGAGCCCAUGAGCACACCGACGGUCUUUGAAUCCAUGGUCCAGAGCAACAUUGUCGCCGACGUGUUUGGUCUCCAGCUCUGCGGUGUUCUGCAGCCGCACGUCCACGGGUAUCUGCCGAUCGCGACGGCGGGUCAACUCGUGCUCGGCGGCGUCCAAGCGUCCAAUAUACAGCUCUACCGCGGUCCUAUCUAUUACUCGCCGCUCGUUGUUAAAAAGUGGUAUGUCGUGGUCGUGACUGGCCUUGGUUUUGGGAAUCGCGCCCUCAACCUCCCGUGCACCGUGCUUAACACGCCCAAAGCCAUUGUGGACUCGGGCACGAGCAACCUCGUCUUGCCGACGCAAGCCUAUACGGCGCUGGUGGCCGAGAUUCGCGCUGCGACGCUCGCUGCGAUCCCGUCUUUUCCACUGAGCUACUUUAGCGACAGCGUCGUAUGUUGUGAGAGCUACUGCGACCCGUCGGACCUGACUUCCCCGCUGCUGGACUUGCCGCCAAUCUCGAUUUCGCUGGCGCUCGAGGCAAGUACGAACGAGCACAUCACCGUGACUAUUCCGCCAACAUACUACUGGCGGCCCCUCGCGGCAUCCAACGGCUUUGCAACAACCAACUGCCGCAUCUUUGGCAUCUCGGAAGGCUCGGGCUCGAUGCUUGGCAACGUCUUUAUGGACGGACUCUACACUGUGCACGACCGAGCGGGCGCCCGCAUGGGCUUUGCAGUUGCCGACAACUGCGCCAACAAGGCCAAUUCGAGCAAGCUGAUCACAGUACAAGGCGACAGCUCGUGGUGCGACUGCCUCGCACCGGCGACGCGCAGCGGAGGCCUCGUAAGUGGCGGCUGGCCUGGCACCAAGCCCUGCUUCUUCUGGGCGUGGUGGACCUACGUCAUAGUCGUGGGCAUCGUCCUCGUUGGUAUCUGCCUUGUCAUCAUCGCUGUGCUGUGCAUUCGGAAGCACCACCACCGCCGGUCGCUGGAGCAUCCGUCGUUCGCGCAGCUCCAAGAAACGCUGCUUGAGAGCGGGCCGUCGCCGAUGCUGUCGUCCAACACGUCGGACGACAUUCUCAUGAUGGUCGAAGCUCGCCCACCGCAGUAUUCCUAAUGUCACAAGCCUGUACACUAAAGCUAGGGUCAGUAAACUGUCUAU
Molecule: messenger RNA, 1630 nt
Organism: Saprolegnia diclina VS20
Lineage: Eukaryota; Oomycota; Saprolegniomycetes; Saprolegniales; Saprolegniaceae
Exons: 8
Coding region: 5-1585 (526 amino acids)
Biological process (GO): proteolysis
Molecular function (GO): aspartic-type endopeptidase activity
Source: RefSeq, a predicted model, not a curated record